This is a messenger RNA of Dentiscutata erythropus, 180 nucleotides long. The record is from the annotation of a GenBank genome assembly. NCBI's taxonomy places the organism in Eukaryota, Fungi, Glomeromycota, Glomeromycetes, Diversisporales, Gigasporaceae.
AUGUUAUUACAAUUUAAUGUUGCAGUACUGGCAUGGAAUUUAGAAGAACUAUGUCUGAUGAAAAUACUUAAUAAAUGCAAAGAUAUCUUUUUGCUCUCUGUUCAUCCCAAUGCACAUUAUAUCAGUAGAUUUACUCAAUCUGUUGAACCAAUAACAGCUAAUAAUGAUGAUGAAAAAUAA